AUGUUUACCGAGGCCUUCAAUGAACUCCAGGUCCCGCCUCACCUACUCGACCGAAGCAUCACACCCCUUGUGAGCUUCUCGGGUGAUGUGGUCCAGCCCAUUGGCAGUAUUCAUCUCCCUAUCUCAAUUGGGGCCGCACCCCAGCGGACGACGAUCACUACCCCAUUCCUUAUCGUCGAUUGCCCCACAGCCUACAAUGUCAUCCUCGGCCGCCCAGCCUUGGCCCAAAUGAGGGCUUUUAUUUCCACGCAUAUGCUGCUGUUGAAGUUUCCCACUCCUAAUGGCCUAGGCACGGUGCGCGGCGACCAACUCGGAGCCCGAAGCUGCUAUGCUUCAGCAGUAAAAUCCACCAAUCGCCAACCUAGGAGCGAGGCCCUUGCGGUAACCAUGGCGCCUGCCCCCCCUCAAGCUGGCACCGACCCACCUGAGGACCCGAGGGAGGAGUCUAUCACACAGCAGGCCGAACCCGUGGAAGACCUGGAGCUGGUUACCCUCCAUGAUGAUAUCCCGGAUCGACAAGUCCGGAUCGGCACCUCCAUCUCGCCAGAGCUUCGCUCUGACAUGGUCGCCUUCCUCCGCCUCAACUCCGAAGUCUUCGCAUGGUCCUACAAUGACAUGCCUGGCAUAUCACCAGACAUCAUAUCCCAUAGGCUUAGCGUCAAUCCUGCCGUCAGACCAGUCCGACAGAAGCGUCGCGCUUAUGAUCCCGAGCUCUAUGAGGCCAUGAGGGCGGAGGUGGAUCGAUUGAGUAGCAUCGGAUUCAUUAGGGAGGUUGACUAUCCUACAUGGCUGGCUAAUGUCGUGAUGGUCCGCAAGCCAAGAAAGGGCUGGCGCAUGUGUGUCGACUACACCAACCUUAAUCGGGCUUGCCCAAAGGACAGCUUCCCGCUACCCCGCAUUGACCAGCUAGUCGAUGCCACAGCCGGCCACGCCCUCCUUAGCUUCACGGAUGCUUAUUCAGGUUACAACCAGAUCUUCAUGCACCCCGAAGAUCAGGCCCACACCUCUUUCAUUACGGACCGCGGCCUCUACUGCUAUAAGGUGAUGCCCUUUGGCCUCAAAAACGCCGGGGCUACUUAUCAGCAUCUGGUGAAUCAGCUCUUUGCCCCACUGAUUGGCAAUACCAUGGAGGUCUAUGUCGAUGACAUGCUAGUCAAGAGUCGCACAGCUGACCAACACAUCCCUAACCUCUCUGCCAUGUUCACCAUCCUGAAGCAGUACAAAAUGAGGCUUAACCCCACCAAAUGUGCAUUCGGGGUGGCUUCCGGCAAAUUCCUGGGCUUCAUGAUCAGCCAGAGGGGUAUUGAGGCCAAUCCAGAAAAGAUCCAGGCCAUCUUAAACAUGACGGUACCUAAGACGGUCAAAGAUAUCCAAAGCCUGACAGGGCGUGUCGCAGCCCUGACCAGAUUUAUCUCCAAAGCCACUGACCGCUGCGCCCCAUUCUUCAAGGCCCUUAAAGGCACCAAAAGAAACAUCACCUGGACUGCUGAAUGCGACACGGCUUUCAGCGAGCUCAAGGAGUAUAUGGGCCGGGCCCCUUUAUUGUCAACCCCUGAGCACGGAGACAUCCUCGUGAUUUAUCUCUUCAUCUCAGCUUCGGCUGUGUUGCAGAAGCCAGAAACUUCUGGGAAGCUAGUUAAGUGGGCCAUUGAACUUGGCGAGUUUGAUAUCCAUUACAAACCCCGCCCGGCUCUAAGGGGACAGGCCGUUGCUUCGGCAGCUAUCCAGCCCAUAACCGAACCCAAUCCCCCUCCCAGCCAGGACCAAACCCCCACCGAAGGCAAUCUCGACCUAACCCAGCCCCUGUGGACCUUAUUCGUAGACGGCUCUUCUAAUGCCCAGGGCUGUGGGGCCGGCCUCGUUCUCAUCUCCCCAGACAAGGUUGCCCUCGAGUACGCCCUUCGCUUCAAAUUCCAAGCCUCCAACAAUGAGGCCGAAUAUGAAGCACUCUUAGCUGGUCUUCGAUUAGCCAAAGAGAUGGACGCCAGGCAAAUUCAGAUAUUCAGCGAUUCACAACUCGUGGUCCACCAGGUCAACCAGGACUUCACGGCUAAGGAUGCCUCUAUGACGGCCUACCUCCAGCACGCUCGGCACUUGCUGGCGACCUUCCAUGCCCACUCUAUCAAGCAAGUGCCGCGCUCCGAGAAUAGCCAUGCCGAUGCACUAGCCAGCCUUCCUUACCUCCGAUGCCUGACUCCAGAGGAGGGUCACUAUGUCCUCCGAGAAAUCCAUGAAGGCAUAUGCGGUAACCACUCGGGCGCACGCUCGCUGGCCCAUAAGGCAAUCCGCCAAGGAUACUUCUGGCCAUCGCUCCAUACUGACGCCCAGGAAUUCACCCAGAAAUGCGAUAAGUGUCAGCGAUUUGCCAACAUUCCACAACUCCCGGCUGAACCGUUGACUGCCAUCGUCAGCCCUUGGCCAUUUGCCCAAUGGGGACUGGAUCUCAUUGGACCUAUGCCAGAGGGCAAAUGCCAAGUCAAGUAUGCAGUUGUGGCCGUAGACUACUUCACCAAGUGGGCUGAGGCCGAGGCCUUGGCCACCAUCACUGCGGCUCGCAUCGAAUCCUUUGUGUGGCAAAACAUUGUAUGUCGCUUCGGCAUCCCCAACUCCAUCGUCACCGACAAUGGCGGCAAUUUGACAACGCCAAAUUCAAACAAUUUUGUUCCAACCUCAAGAUUCGUCUGUGUUUCGCCUCCCCAGCCCAUCCUCAGUCCAAUGGCCAGGUCGAAGCCGUGA
Molecule: messenger RNA, 2736 nt
Organism: Prunus persica (peach)
Lineage: Eukaryota; Viridiplantae; Streptophyta; Magnoliopsida; Rosales; Rosaceae
Exons: 3
Coding region: 1-2736 (911 amino acids)
Biological process (GO): DNA integration
Molecular function (GO): RNA-DNA hybrid ribonuclease activity; nucleic acid binding
Source: RefSeq, a predicted model, not a curated record